AACAAGGUGCAACUGGUGGUGAUUGCUCAUGACGUGGACCCGAUUGAGUUGGUCGUCUGGUUACCCGCACUGUGCAGGAAGAUGGAAGUUCCUUACUGCAUUGUCAAGGGGAAAUCACGACUGGGAGCGAUUGUCCACCAGAAAACAGCAGCUUGCUUGUGUUUGACAACAGUGAAGAACGAGGACAAGAUGGAGUUCAGCAAAAUCCUCGAGGCCAUCAAGGCAAACUUUAACGACAAGUAUGACGAGUACCGGAAGAAGUGGGGAGGUGGGAUUAUGGGAUCCAAAUCUCAGGCCAAGACUAAGGCUAAGGAGAGG
Thlaspi arvense is the source of this 318-nucleotide messenger RNA. NCBI's taxonomy places the organism in Eukaryota, Viridiplantae, Streptophyta, Magnoliopsida, Brassicales, Brassicaceae. The record is from the annotation of a GenBank genome assembly.